AUGCGGGGUCGGUGGGGACGAUGGGCGGAGCCGAAGGCCCGGCUGCAAAGGAUCCAAUUCCGCAGCGGCGGCACCUCUUCCAGCAGUACCCGCAGCACCUCUACCGAGCGAACCAGCACGUCGGGGCGCUCGUCACGGGGUCCGGCAAGAGGCCGUCGUCCGAUGCCGCGGAGCCCCCGUUGGAGAUGCCGCCGCUCGGCUUGGGGCUGGUCGGGUGCGGGGAUGGUGGUGACGGUUCGGGUGACGGGUCGGGCGGCAUGGCCAUAGGCGGAGACUCGCUGUCGUCUACGCCGGAGUGCUCCUGGGACGCGGAGCUGGUGGGCGACUGCGGCAGGCUGCCGAUGGGGGACGUUGUGGUAGAGGUCUCUCGGAAAGAGUGUGACUUGGAAGGCCGUCCAAUCGCCAGGAUCGGAAACAGCCUGACCCCGAUCACGGCCUCCUCCACCGAUGUUCGCGAAAGCCUCAUCGAAUUUACGGGUCUCGAGAAAACUGGCCACGACCUCCGCGGCCUGUGCGUUACGGCGAUCUUCGGAGUGGAUGCGGUCCAUCAGAUCGCUUGCGUCACCAGCCCCAUCGAGGUCGGGCCCAGUGGGCGCGCGUGCUCGCGGGUGUUCUACCCGGGAAUGCAAGAGAUCUGGCCAGAGCUUUACAACACGUCUAACAUCCGCUUGGUGGAGGCGCGAGCGGGAGAUUCCGCUCUAGUCUGCUAG
Molecule: messenger RNA, 710 nt
Organism: Ectocarpus sp. CCAP 1310/34
Lineage: Eukaryota; Phaeophyceae; Ectocarpales; Ectocarpaceae
Source: the annotation of a GenBank genome assembly